UGUUAGUAACUUGUACUAAAAUUUAAAGCUUCGCCAAUUAUUCCUAUUAUUUUAGUAAGAAAUUAGGUAAAAUAAUAUACAAGUAGUUAAAAAAUUUGUUUAGAUAUUAGUGACUUCAAAAUAACUAAGGAAAACAGUGAUUUAAAUUUCAUAUUCACCUAUUAAAAUGUAUGACGACAGACGUGGUGGGCGUGGAGGAGGUCGUGGAAUGAGCCGCGGCCGUGGUGGCGGCCGGGGAGGGUCUCGCGGUGGCCGUUCUAGCGAUAGAUCAGAGGAGAGAGGCAGCCGCUUCGGGUCCAGUGUGCGCGGCCGCGACGGGGGCAGGGGAGGUAGAGGAUUCGGAGGCCGCGGUGGUGGUCGAGAAGAUUUCAGGAACUUUAAAAACGAUCAACCCGGUGGCAACUUACGGAAAAUACGUUGGGAGUCAAUUACACUGACACCAUUCCAGAAAAACUUCUAUGUUCCCCAUCCGAACGUGCAGAGGCGAUCGCCUGCUGAAAUCGAGGCAUAUCGCAGUGAGAAUCAGAUUACGGUGAAAGGUAGGGAUGUGCCAGCACCCAGUAUGUACUUUGAAGAAGGUGGUUUUCCAGAUUAUGCUAUGAAAGAGAUUUUAAAGCAAGGCUUCCCGCAUCCAACUCCUAUCCAGGCUCAAGGUUGGCCUAUAGCAUUGUCUGGACGGGAUCUGGUGGGAAUUGCUCAGACAGGGUCGGGAAAAACAUUAGCGUACAUUUUGCCAGCCAUAGUGCAUAUUAUCAAUCAGCCGAGGCUACUGAGAGAUGAAGGGCCCAUUGUGUUAGUGCUGGCUCCAACCAGGGAGCUUGCACAACAAAUUCAACAGGCUCUGAUUGCAAUGAACGGGACCGCAGCAGACAUGACGGAUCCCAACGACUGCGACAUAGUGGCAACAGAUUUUGGUCAGAAUGUUCAAGUUAGGAACACUUGUAUCUUUGGUGGUGCCCCUAAAGGGCCGCAGGGACGGUCUUUGGAGCGCGGUGUUGAAAUUGUUAUUGCUACACCAGGAAGACUGAUUGACUUCUUGGAAAAAGAUACGACGAACUUACGUCGUUGCACAUACCUUGUGUUGGAUGAAGCGGAUAGGAUGCUGGACAUGGGCUUUGAGCCACAGAUCAGGAAGAUCAUUGAGCAAAUUCGACCUGACAGACAGGUACUAAUGUGGUCAGCGACAUGGCCCAAAGAAGUGCAGAAUCUAGCCGAGGAGUUUCUACAUGACUACAUCCAGAUCAACAUUGGCUCGCUGUCCCUCUCCGCCAAUCAUAACAUCCUGCAAAUAGUUGAUGUGUGCGAGGAAUGGGAGAAAAAUGAGAAGUUAUUGACGCUGCUCAACGAAAUAUCCUCCGAAGAGGAGACCAAGACUAUUAUAUUUGCAGAGACAAAGCGAAAGGUGGAUGAUAUAACAAAAACAAUAAACCGAGCCGGAUGGCGAGCGCUAGCUAUCCACGGGGACAAGAACCAGCAGGACCGGGACUACGUACUCAGUCAAUUCCGUAUGUCUACAGGCGGAAUUCUGGUCGCCACGGACGUCGCCGCUAGAGGUCUAGAUGUGGAAGACGUCAAGUUUGUAAUAAACUAUGACUAUCCGAAUAACUCUGAGGACUACGUGCACCGCAUCGGUCGUACUGGUCGCUCUCAGAAUACAGGCACCGCUUACACACUCUUCACACCAUCAAACUCCGCUAAGGCGAAGGAUCUGAUGUGUGUGCUGCAGGAGGCCAACCAAGUGGUCAAUCCUCGUCUACUGGAGCUGGCGCAGUGCGGUAUGGGCUUCAAAGGGAAAUAUGGUCGUAACCGUUUCCGUGAUCGUGAUGACAAUGACCGUGGUCGCUCUGAUCGCGGCAGGGGACGAGGUCGCGGCGGCAGGUUCGGGGACAGAGGUUCCCGUUGGGAUGAGAACAGUUCAAAUAAUUAUAACCAGGGAACUAGUUUCUCCCGGCAAGAGGGAUACAAUACACGUCAGUCUGAUUCAAGACAGUUCGCCAACCGGGAAGGUGGUGGGUUCAACCGAGAAGGAGGUGGUUUCAACCGAGAAGGAGGUGGGUCCUUCAGGGGCCGUGGAGGUGGUAGGGGCAGGGGCCGCGGGUUCAACCAUGGAGAUCAAAGUUAUCAGAAUCAAAACUUUAGCGUUCCUCCGCCAACUUCAUAUUAUAAUAUGUAUUCACAACCACCGCCAACCUCUAAAUAAAUUUAUUUUAUCUAUUUUAUUUAGAACCCAUAUUAAAAGUUUCAGCAGUCGAAUAUAAAGGUGAGUUUACAUUGACGUAACUAUUGUAUAACAACAUUGUCUUUGAAAAAUAGUAUAAGUUGGUAUAAAAGUGCAUCCGUAGUAAAAUUUCAUUUU
This is a messenger RNA of Papilio machaon (common yellow swallowtail), 2356 nucleotides long. RefSeq names its product ATP-dependent RNA helicase dbp2. The transcript has 11 exons. Lineage: Eukaryota; Metazoa; Arthropoda; Insecta; Lepidoptera; Papilionidae. The coding region runs from base 167 to 2200 and encodes 677 amino acids. The record is from RefSeq and is a predicted model, not a curated record. Gene Ontology annotation, cellular component: ribonucleoprotein complex; nucleus; cytoplasm. Gene Ontology annotation, molecular function: ATP binding; RNA binding; RNA helicase activity.